GGGAAGUCUGAAGCCGGCAAACAUGGCCGCCAUCUACUGCCUCAACCGGGCUGCGACUGCCCUGGCAGCGUUGUGGCUGUUGUUCUUCGGCAGCUUGGCAGCUAGUCAAAUCGAGAAUCAAACAGAACAAUUCUUUAGAAGUGGCCAUACCAACAACUGGGCUGUUUUGGUGUGUACAUCCCGAUUCUGGUUUAAUUAUCGACAUGUUGCAAAUACUCUUUCCGUUUAUAGAAGUGUCAAACGACUAGGUAUUCCUGACAGUCACAUUGUCCUAAUGCUUGCAGAUGAUAUGGCAUGUAAUCCUAGAAACCCCAAACCAGCAACAGUGUUUAGUCACAAGAACAUGGAACUAAAUGUGUAUGGAGAUGACGUGGAAGUGGAUUACAGAAGCUAUGAGGUAACCGUGGAGAAUUUUUUACGGGUGUUAACUGGCAGGAUCCCACCAAGUACUCCUAGAUCAAAACGUCUUCUUUCUGAUGAUAGAAGCAAUAUUCUUAUUUAUAUGACAGGACAUGGUGGAAAUGGUUUCUUGAAAUUUCAAGAUUCUGAAGAAAUUACCAACAUAGAACUUGCAGAUGCUUUUGAACAAAUGUGGCAGAAAAGACGGUACAAUGAGCUACUGUUUAUUAUUGACACUUGUCAAGGAGCGUCCAUGUAUGAGCGAUUUUAUUCUCCCAACAUAAUGGCUCUAGCGAGUAGCCAAGUGGGAGAAGAUUCACUCUCGCAUCAACCUGAUCCUGCAAUCGGAGUCCAUCUUAUGGAUAGAUACACAUUUUAUGUCUUGGAAUUUCUGGAAGAAAUUAAUCCAGCUAGUCAAACGAAUAUGAAUGACCUUUUUCAGGUAUGUCCUAAAAGUUUGUGUGUGUCUACUCCUGGACAUCGCACUGAUCUUUUUCAGAGGGAUCCUAAAAAUGUCCUGAUAACUGAUUUCUUUGGAAGUGUACGGAAAGUAGAAAUUACAACAGAGACUAUGAAUUUACAACAGUAUUCAGAAAUCGUGGAAAGCGGCUAUAAGAAUGUUGGGAAGGAUGAGGAACUAAUAGAGCCUCUGAAAUACGCCGAGCAACUUCCUGUAGCGCAGAUAAUACACCAGCAUCUUUCCUUGUACCAGGUUUGCCUAUACUAUGCAUCUGAAUGGAUGGAUUUGUAUUUUUAAUGCUAUUUUGGAAGGCAAGACCACCUCCUUUCCCUGCCACCCAGUCAUCAGAACACAGGGAUUCUCAUUGGUAGACAAUUUGGAAACUGCAGGAGAGAUAGUAGCAUUUUGAGGAGUAUUGGGCAGAGGCUAAAAUAUGAGGAACAACUUGAGCAAUAAAAAAGAGAGGAAUGAGGCUAAGUCAUUUGAGUAAUUCGUUCUUGUGUGUGAUAUUUAAACUCCUUUUUAUAGUCAGUACCUAGUUAGAAUGACAUGAUUGCCAUUUUAUUUGGCCAGAUUAUUUACCAUUUUUCAGCAGUCCUAGCAAAACAUGAUUGUAAAUCUAGGUAGGAGACUCAAGUUAUAAACAAUAAAGUUAAUAAGAUAAUCUGGUAAAAUAAUCAGACAUAGCUAAAUAAAAUCAAUAGCUUCUCUAUAUUUGUAAUAAAAAACACACAGAUGUGGAAAUGGCAAAAAAUUUCGUCCAAGAAUGAGAAGGACUAUAAAAUAAUUAUAAUUAAAUUUAACAAGUAAGCCAUAGAACCUAUGUAAUAUAUAUACAUUAUAUAUUUAUUAUUAUUUAAUAAUAAGAACCAUAGAAAUGUACCAUGUUUCAGAAACUGAAAGACAUGCCAAGUACUUGAUAGUGGACAGGGAGAAACAAUAUUAUAAAAGUAUAAAUCGACCUAAUCAGAAAUUCUAAUUUUAAUGGAAGUAAGUUUUUUUUAAUAUUAGGAAAAAAUAACUACGUGAUUGAUAUGUCUGAGAGUAGCCAAAUAGUGUAUGUAAAAGAGACACUUGCCCUACUGAAUAUCAGAAUAUUAGCUUAAAGCAACUCUAAUCAGGUGAAUAUAGUGUGGACAAAUGGAUCAGUGGGCUACAAUGGAGGAGCAAAAUUUUAAACUUCAUGGAUUCUAAUUCAUAGUCUGAUUCACAGUAAGACAUACAUGUUACUACAAAAUGACCCUUGAUGUGUGCAUUAUAAGAUAGAAGUUUUUAUGAUUCAUUUAUGCUCAUUAGAUAUGAUACACUUUCUUUUUCUAUUCUAUUUCAUAUUUUUUAAAAUACUAAGUAAGUCCUACUGAAUUAUUUUACAAGCAACAGAUAGUCCUGACCUAUAGUUCAAAUAACAUUAGAAUCUUGGAGAAUCCUGAAAAAUUUUGUAUUAUAUUUGAUAAUAUAUGAUAAAAAAGAUGUUUUACCAGGAAAACAGUUAAACCUCUAAGUCAUGAAUGAAAUAAUUUUGUAUAGAUUAAAGAUUUAAUGUAAAAUAAAUAAGUAUAAAUCUUAUAACAACUUACAGGCAACUACAUAUAUAAUCUGAAAGUGGGCAAGAACUUUUUAUUGAACACUGAAACCCUAAAGAUACAUUGAGCUCCAUAUAAAUGGAGUAUUUUAUACGAUACAAGGUACCACAAAGUGAAGAGACAAAUGUUAGAAUUGAGACAAGUAUGUUUACAAAGAAGGCAGCAAUAAGUUGCCUAAUCUAUGUAAUGUACAGAGAACUUUUGGAACUUUAUAAGAGGCAAACAAAACAACCUAGUAGAAAAAAAUAUAAAAGAGAUGAAAAGCAAUUUAGAAGAUAAAAACCGAAAUGGCCAGUGAUGAAAGAAAAGAGUCUCAAACUCAGUAAGGAAUGAUACAUUUCAAAUUCAACGAAAUUAUCUAGUGCUCGUCAAAUCGCCAUAAUAAAAUCAUACUUUGAAAAAGUUUGACAAUUUCUCAGAAUGUUAAAGGAGUUAGAAUAUGACCCAGUGUUCCAACCUAGGUAUAUACCCAAGAGAAAUAAAAACAUGCAUUUAUAUAAAAACUUGUACAUGAGUGUUCAUCGCAGCAUUAUUUUUAAUAGCCAAAAAGUGGAAACAACCCAAAUAUCCAGCAAGUGGUAAAUAGAUAAUUAAAAUAUAGUAUAUCCAUACAGAAGAAUGGUAUUUCUUAAUAAGAGGGAACAGAGGACAGACACCUGCUACAAGAAGCAUGACACUCAAAACCAUUAUGUUAAGUGAAAAAAGUCAGUCAGAAAAACUGCAUAUGGUCUGGUUCCUUUUGUAGGAAAUCUGCAGAAAAGCCAAAUCUCAGAAAACAGAUAAAUGAUUGCCUGGGUCUGAGAUGAGGUGGGGGAUGGGGCACUGAUUGCUGAUGCUAUAGGAUUUCUUUUUUUGGAAUGAUGAAAAUGUUGUAAAUUGAGUGGUAAUCAUUGCAUAGUUCUGUAAAUAUUCUAAAACUAUUGAAUUGUACACUUUAAAAAGGUGAAUUUUAAAGUAUGUGAUUUUAUCUCAAUAAAUGUAUUUUAAAUAUUAAAAUCGCCCUUUUCUGGCAGAGAUACUGAGAACAAAGUACUUGUGUACAUUAUUGGUAGAGAUAUGAAUUAUUCCUACCUUUUUAGGAGGCCGAUUAGCAAUGUCUCUUCACAUUUGCUAUACAGAGUUUUUUUUUUUUUUUUUUAUUGUUGGGGAUUCAUUGAGGGUACAUUAAGCCAGGUUGCUAUACAGAGUUGUAAUGGUUUGACUUCCAAUUUUUCAACUUUACUAUGCUGUGAAACUGUAGCGAUUUCAAUGUUAUGUGCAGUAUUCAAUAAAUUACAUGAAUUAUAUAAUUCAAUAAAUUAUAUUCCGUACUUUACUGCAGGCUAAUAUUGUGUCCUGAGCACAUUUAAGGUACACAAGGCUAAGCUUUGAUGUUUGUUAGGAUAGAGAUGUAUUAAAUGCAUUUCAACUUACGAUGUUUUCAACUUAGGAUGAGUUUAUAGGGACCCCAUUAUAAGUAGAAGAGUAUCUAUGAACCUACUCAACAUGAUGGUUCCACUCAUGAGAGUAUAGCCUGUGAUUCU
This is a messenger RNA of Nycticebus coucang (slow loris), 3965 nucleotides long. It is a transcript of the gene PIGK, whose product is annotated as phosphatidylinositol glycan anchor biosynthesis class K. The transcript is spliced from 11 exons. The record is from RefSeq and is a predicted model, not a curated record. Gene Ontology annotation, cellular component: GPI-anchor transamidase complex. Gene Ontology annotation, biological process: protein localization to cell surface; attachment of GPI anchor to protein; proteolysis. Lineage: Eukaryota; Metazoa; Chordata; Mammalia; Primates; Lorisidae. Bases 23 to 1156 code for a protein of 377 amino acids. Gene Ontology annotation, molecular function: GPI-anchor transamidase activity.